Messenger RNA from Cyclopterus lumpus (lumpfish), 1625 nucleotides. Its product is annotated as dnaJ homolog subfamily A member 3, mitochondrial-like. The record is from RefSeq and is a predicted model, not a curated record. The transcript has 12 exons. Gene Ontology annotation, cellular component: mitochondrion. Gene Ontology annotation, biological process: mitochondrion organization; protein folding; negative regulation of apoptotic process. Bases 18 to 1463 code for a protein of 481 amino acids. NCBI's taxonomy places the organism in Eukaryota, Metazoa, Chordata, Actinopteri, Perciformes, Cyclopteridae. Gene Ontology annotation, molecular function: heat shock protein binding; ATP binding; protein kinase binding.
CGUACGUGACGUGUAAAAUGGCGUCCCCCGCUGCCCGGCUAGCUGCACGCUGCUGGUCUGCGGGACACCGGAGCGCUCGUUUGCUCAAUGUCUCCGCGGGACAUGCGGGAGUUUGUUCGGCGACGAUAUCACGGACACACCGAGGAGGAGCAGCGCUCUGCCGGAGCUCGUGGACACCCGGAAGUGGCUUGACAUUGGGAGCACUGACAGGCUCCAGAUGUUCCUGUGGUAUCACCUGCCACUCUUUUCACACCAGCAGCAGCUUGGCAAACAAGCAGGACUUCUAUAAAGUCUUGGGUGUCUCCAGUACUGCGGCGCAGAAGGACAUCAAGAAGGCGUACUACCAGUUGGCAAAGAAGUAUCACCCGGACACCAACCCAGAAGACCCCGACGCCAAAGAGAAGUUUGCCCAGCUGGCUGAAGCCUAUGAGGUGCUGAGUGACGAACUGAAGAGGAAGCAGUAUGACACGUACGGAGCGACAGGCUUCGACCCGAGCCGUGCCGGGUCAGCAGGCCAGCAGCACUACAAGGCAGGGGGGACCAACAUAGACCCGGAGGAGCUCUUCAGGAAGAUCUUUGGAGAGUUUACUGGAGGAAUGGGCUUCGGAGACAUUCACAACAUGUUUGAACAACGGCCCGAGUUUGUGAUGGAGCUUACGUUUUCAGAGGCAGCGAAGGGGGCCAACAAGGAGCUGAAUGUGAACCUGGACGACGCCUGUCCGAGGUGUGAUGGGAAGGCCAACGAGCCGGGCACCAAAGUGUCUCACUGUAACUAUUGCAACGGCACCGGCUUGGAGACGGUGAACACGGGUCCUUUCAUGAUGCGCACCGCCUGUCGCCGCUGCGGUGGGAAGGGCUCGAUCAUCAACACGCCGUGCGCUCUGUGCCGAGGUUCAGGACAGACCAAGAAGAGGCAGACCGUCACGGUGCCGGUACCGGCUGGAGUGGAAAAUGGUCAAGCAGUUCGUAUGUCAGUCGGGAAAAAAGAAAUCCUCAUCACGUUCAGGGUUCAGAGGAGUCCGGUCUUCAGGCGCAACGGAGUCGACAUCCACUCAGACGUGUUGAUCUCUGUGGCUCAGGCCAUCCUGGGAGGAACCGCCACGGCACCGGGCCUCUACCAAACCAUCAGCAUACUGAUUCCUGCCAGCUGUCCGGCUGACCAGGUGAUCCGGCUUCAAGGUAAAGGGAUCCGCAGGAUGAACCGGUCCAGCUUUGGGGAUCACUACGCACACAUCAAGAUCCGGGUUCCAAAGAAGUUGACCCGCCGUCAGCGCUCUCUGCUGCUCAGCUACGCCGAAGACGAGCAGGACGUCCCGGGCACGGUGAACGGCGUGGAGGCGGCUGCAGGGGGCGGCAGCUCCUCGGGUUCUGGGACCAAGUCCACCGGCUCCGGGGAGGAAGAGGAGCAGCGCAAGGAGGAAGAGGGAGGCUUCCUCUCCAAGAUGAAGAAGAUGUUCACAUGAGGCGCUGCAGGUAGAAACCUGGAAAAAGAGGUGCAGGAAGAAAAAGAGUUUAAUAUUUAUUACGUGUAGAGCCUCUAUUUUAUUUACACACAAACAAACAUGGCGGACAUAAAGAUUCUAGUGUUGGACCGUUUUUGUAAAUAAAUUAUCAAAGAAAUUCAA